Paramecium tetraurelia is the source of this 2982-nucleotide messenger RNA. RefSeq lists its product as uncharacterized. The record is from RefSeq and is a predicted model, not a curated record. The transcript is spliced from 2 exons. NCBI's taxonomy places the organism in Eukaryota, Ciliophora, Oligohymenophorea, Peniculida, Parameciidae.
AUGUCAGAAAUAACUUCGAAUUAGCCUCAACUUGAGUCUCAAUUCCUCUAUGAAUUAGUGAAUCAAAUCCCAUAACCCAUUAUCCAAAAUCAAUCAUCCCAACAUGUGAGCAUCGAUCCACCACCCAUACAAACACAUGAUCAAUUACCAUAAACCAAUAACACCACAGAACCCAUAGUACAAUAACCCAUAUAAGAAGAUAACACAGAUCCCCAAGAUCAAAUACAAAAUCAAGCACAACUUUAACAUCCAUAACCAAGUACAAAUCAAGAACCCUAAUAAUAAGAAGAUUAGCUCAUCCCUCCUAGGUAGGAAGUCAAUUCCCUUGUAAUAUUGGCUGCAUUGGAAAGCAACGAUGAAGAUAAAAAGAGUUAAGAAGAAGCAGACUGCAAAUUACUUUAUAAAAAAUAGAGACAAACUUCUAUUAUUAUCGACGAUGAUAUUUAAGAUGAUAAAACCACUCCUAAAAAGACAGCAAAGAAUGAAAAAAACAAUGUUCUAUCCCCCCAACAAGAUGAUCCCUUGGCCAACUCUUAGAAUGAUUCUGAAAAGUAAGAAGUUGUCUUGCCUCCGCCCUCCCAAAGAUCCUCCGAAGAAAUACAACCUGAAAUCUAAAAGCCUUUUGAAAACAAGACUGCAGAAGACAAAUCUUCUCUGCUAGACCAAAUGUUAAAGCCGGAACCUGCCUUGAAAAAAACAUAGAAAGAAUUCUUCUCCUUUACUCAACCUGUCCACCCCACUACAGUUCCAUUGACAACCUAAAAAAAGACCAAGAAUCCUAUUGUCAUUGAUUCUGAUGAUGAACUUCCACCACCUUCUAAUAUCAGCAUUCUAAAGCAAAAGAUCGAAGAUACUACUCCCUCCUCGUUCUUCAGAAAAAAGCCUGUUGAAAACCAGACUCCCAUUGAAGUGGGAGAUAACGACAACUUCUAAUCUCAAUAGGUUGACAAAUAAUAAAAAAUCACUUAAUUAUUGUAAUAGCCUAUUAUACCUGCUCAAGUGUCAAAUAAACCAUUGAAUCAGCAAUAGAGAAAACAUCAAGCCUUAUUGGAAGAGAUAGUUUAGGAGGAUGAUGGAAUAGUACAAGAUAUAGAGAAUUAAGAUUGGACUUUAUUUAGUCAAUUAAAUAACAUGGUACCGCCUAAAUUUUCUGGUUAAUUCAGAAUGCUGGAAUACAAAGACAAUCCUCAGGACAUGAUCAGACUCCUUUUUGGCGAAACCAGAUUCAAAGAUCUAAUGAAAACUUGUCAAACAAGUGAGCCAGAAUUCUGGUUAUACCUAGGAACUAAGUUAAUCAUGGGGUACAUGAGACUGCCAGAUAUUAAUGAGUAUUUCUAUGGAGAAGAUUGGAUUGCAGGUGGUGGUAUUAAAUCUAUAAUAACCCAACAGCAAUUUGAUGAUAUAGAUUAGAAAGUGGAAAUCAUCUAACCAAAAAUAUAGACAGAAUCUUAACUAGCAGUUAAAUUGGAGUUCAAUGCUCAAUCAUUCUUCAGAUAAGAGUUUCUGCCUUAAUUUACAUAGGAGUUAAAUGAUCGAUUCAAGAAAUUGAUAUUGCCAGGACAGGAACUCUUUUUAAUAUCAAAUUUCUACACUAUCAUCUAUUCAACCAAGAUUCAAUGGUAUCAAUUAAUAGAUAAGGAAUCUGGCAUAAUUCUGUAACAGUUCUUUUGGGCAACUCCAAUUAAUAAGGCAUUGGAUCUGAAUAGUCAUCGAGAUUUGCAAAAGCGAUUGAGGAUGAUGUUUGAACCGUAUCAUCUAGGGAGACACAUUGUUUAUAGUCAGGGAUUACUCAAUGCCGAAUCAGUCUUGCAAUUAUAUUAAUAGAAGAUAUUUGUUUGCACUGAUCUCAUGUAGCAUUCAUUGUUGCCUCAUCCACCAACUGGAGAUCAAUAGGUAGUUUACUCAUCCAAAAACAAAGAACCUAUUUAUUUAUGCUAUAAGAAUCAACAAUGGAUCACUUGUGUUUCAUUACAGUCCCUCCAAAUGAGAAGCCAAUAUUUAUAAGAGUUAUCGUAAUUGCAAUUCACUGAAGAGAAGAUAGCCAUCCAACCAUCAGAACCUGAAAACACUUCAAUCAACUCAAAUUCUAAGAUCAUCUUCAUCUUUGUUAUUGAGUCCAUCUUACACAAUAUUCGAAUCCUUAAAAAAUAAGAAAUUAAGACAUUCAGAACUGAACUAGCUCUGCAACUGAUUAACAAAGUCAUUGAUUAUAAGAAUCCUAAACCUUUGCUCAGAAAAGAUGGCUCACUCUAAGUAGAUAGAUCUUGUCAAACUGAUUAAACCGUCGGAAUAGUCAAUGAUCAAUUAUAUCAUUGUCCCAUACACAAUGGAAAUGCCAGAUGCCAAGUGUGUUUGAGUAAGAGCAUCCUCUCCAAAACUACUGCUUCUUGUUUAGGGUGCAAUAAAGUUCUUGGGACCAAUAUUUUUCUUUGCAUCUAUCCAUGUUUUCGAUUGUUCCAUCUCAAUCCCAAACUAUAUCUCAAAGAAGGCAUGUACUAUCAAAUUGUCUGUGGAUAUGAUCAAUACGACUAGGAUUAAGAGGAUGAAGAAGUCGAUCAACAAUUUCUUGAUGCCAAUCUCAGAUUCAAACCAGACACUUCAGAACUAGAUUCCAUUUAUGCCAAAUCAUAUCAGGAUUUCAAGAAUAUGAUACCAAUCAAUUACGAAGACAAUUAUCACAAGAAAACUACUAUUGUUGUUAUUUAAAGAGAAAAAGGGGGCAAUCGCAGAGGAGGUGGUAGACCCAAAGCAUCCAGAUAGUAAUUGCAGUCCGCAUAGAAUCAAGCAGCAUAAGCCGAAUAAGGAAAUUAGGGCGAUACUCAGGAUGCACCAAAGAAAGUAAGAAAGUAGAAUAAGAAAGCAUUCAACGCACCACAAUAAUAAGGACAACCUGAAAAAGAGACCGAAUAGGCUAGUAGUGCUAUGUUUGAUUUUUUCAGCCAAGUCAGAAAACAAGCUUACAAGAAACAAACAUAACCAUGA